AUGGCGUCUCCGAAGCCCCAAGUUUCGUGUUCUGCUGUGCCGUCUGUAGAAUUGAGUGUAGUGAAAGUGUUGGACUCUGAUGAGCCACUUGUCGCGAGCUCUUCUGCAGGCACCCCCUGUGUGCAAGUGUUGGACUCUAGUGAGCCACUUGUGCCCAUGACUGUGCUAUCGAAAUCAAUAGCUGGUAGUUCCCGCGCCACUGUUCCCAGUACCGUGUCGGUACUGCCGCCUGCGUCUCCAACGUCGUCUGAGAGCAGCGUGGCUGAUGCGGAACCUCAAGCUCCUGGUUCGUCUGGCCGAAGAGUCCACUACUAUGCCGAGGAAAUAAGGUGCCAUUGGAACAUGUAUAAAAUCAUAACCCGGCUCAACACCCCAGCUCAGUGCAUUGCAUUUGCUGAAGAGCAUAGGCUCCUUCCUACAGAACAUAGGAUAGUGCUCAUAUCAUAG
Parnassius apollo (apollo) is the source of this 447-nucleotide messenger RNA. Lineage: Eukaryota; Metazoa; Arthropoda; Insecta; Lepidoptera; Papilionidae. The record is from the annotation of a GenBank genome assembly.